Salvelinus fontinalis (brook trout) is the source of this 2930-nucleotide messenger RNA. It is a transcript of the gene lacc1, whose product is annotated as laccase (multicopper oxidoreductase) domain containing 1. The coding region runs from base 193 to 1503 and encodes 436 amino acids. NCBI's taxonomy places the organism in Eukaryota, Metazoa, Chordata, Actinopteri, Salmoniformes, Salmonidae. Gene Ontology annotation, molecular function: copper ion binding. The transcript has 5 exons. The record is from RefSeq and is a predicted model, not a curated record.
CUCUGGAGUUUCUGAAAGCGGCGUGUUGACGCAUGAAAAUGUGUUCCUCUUUGCGUAAAAAGGCACAUCGCCCCUGGACAUGCAGCAUUCAUAACACACUUGUAGAGAAGCUUUUAUCUAGUAGUUAUCUCGUAGUUUUAUCUAGUAGUUAUUUCCGUUUAUUUGAUAUUAUUAUUGCAUUUACUUGACAACAUGUCAGAAGUCUUCAUUAUAGAUCUAAUUCACUGUCGGUGUCCGCAGCACAGCUCGUGCGUGGAGAGACAAGUAAAAAGCGUCACAGGUAGGAGCGAUGUCGGCUUUCAAAUAUAUCUACUAUUCGGACCACACGUUCAACGUUGUAAUGCAAACGGCGAGAACAAGGUGUCUUUGCUGGAAACGUUUUUCAGUCAGAAGACAAACGUCCACAUAUUGGACUACACCACUGUUACGGAGUCUUGGUACCGUUUCAAACUAGCCGUGGACCAACUGGACUUGCGAACGGUUCGGGUCUUCACCUCAAAAAACAGGCGACCAAUGUUUGAAGCAUACAUUGAGCAACUUUUCACGGAGGUGUAUACAUUUGAGUACAUCACAUCCAAUGACCUCCCGUGCCCUGGUCAUGUGCAAUGCGACUCACCUUUAGCUCCACCUGUCAGUGAGGUCAGAGAGGAGGUCAGAAGCUUUCUACAGCAGUUACCUGCUAAAGGAGACGUCACCAUACUGAGGUCCACUUUCAUUUCAGACUGUUUCUCCCAUGGGUUCACCACACGUACAGGAGGUAUUUCCUCCAUCUCCACCCUCUCCUCUCUCAACCUGUUCAGUAGCUCCAGACGCAGAGACCCCAGGACCCUCGUAGCCGAGAACAUCCGCAGACUAGCCCAAAAGGCUGGGUUCUACCCCCGACUCCUGCACCUGGUCAAGGUGAACCACAGCAGUGACGUAUGGGUGAUGGGAAAGGAAGAGGAGCCACACGACUAUGAUGGCAUCGUAACCAAUCAGAGAGGUGUUGUCAUAGCUGCGCCAGGAGCUGAUUGCAUGCCCCUCCUCUUCACUGACCCCGUGGCCAGGGUCAUCGGAGUAGCUCACGCUGGAUGGAAAGGAACCCUGAUGGGUGUUGCCAUGGCUACAGUCAACGCCAUGGUGAGGGGAUUCGGCAGCAGGGCGUGUGACGUCACCGUGGUGAUCGGGCCGUCGGUGGGGGCCUGUUGCUUUACACUGGAGAGAGAGCAGGCUGCAGACUUCUACUCUAUCCACCCUGACUGUGUUCCUGACAUGGCCGAGACCAGGCCUCAUGUCAACAUACGACUAGCCACCAGAAUACUUCUCCAGAGGGAAGGGGUCCUGCCUGAGCGUAUCCAUGAUGACACAGUGACUGACAGGCCGAGCGUGACCCUGUGCACCUCCUGUCACCCUGAGGCCUUCUUCUCCCACGUCAGGGACGGGCUUGACUUCGGAACACAGAUGGGCUUCCUGUGGAUGGACGAAGCAGGAACUACUGACUGUUUCAGUAGUUCAGAACACUGAAUUCAUUUAUGUACAGUACCAGUCAAAAGUUUUAGAACACCUACUCAUUGCAGGGUUUUUCUUUAUUCUGACUAUUUUCUACAUUGUAGAAUAAUAGUGAAUACAUCAAACCUAUGAAAUAACACAUAUGGAAUCAUGUAGUAAUCAAAAUGAAUGAUUGUCCCACUAAGCGCAAACCAGAUGGGAUGGCGUAUCUCUGCGCCACUCGAAUGCUGUGGUAGCCAUGCUGGUUAAGUGUGCCUUAAAUUCUAAAUAAAUCACUGACAGUGUCACGAGCAAAGCACCCCCACACCAUCCCACAUCCUCGUCCAUGCUUCACGGUGGGAACCACACAUGCAGAGAUCAUCCGUUCACCUACUCUGCGUCUCACAGAGACACGAUGGUUUAACUUUAAAAGUUCUUGAAAUUUUCCUCAUUGACUGACUUUCAUGUCUUAAAGUCAUUAUGGGUUGUCUUUUCUCUUUGCUUAUUUGAGCUGUUCUUGACGUAAUAUGGACUUGGUCUUUUACCAAAUAGGGCUAUCUUCUGUAUACCACCCCUACCUUGUCACAACACAACUGAUUGGCUCAAACGAAUUAAGAUGGAAAGAAAUUCCACAAAUGAACAGGCACACCUGUUAAUUGAAAUGCAUUCCAGGUGACUACCUCAUGAAGCUGGUUGAGAGAAUGCCAAGAGUGAUUAAAGCUGUCGUCAAGGCAAAGGGUGGCUACUUUGAAGAAUCUUACAUAUAACAUAUUUUGAUUUGCUUAAUACUUUUUUGGUUACUACAUGAUUCCCAUGUGUUAUUUCAUCGUUUUGAUGUCUUCACUAUUAUUCUACAAUGUAGAAAAUAGUCCAAAUAAAGAAAAACCUUUGAAUGAGUAGGUGUGUCCAAACAUUUGACUGGUACUGUAUAUUAAAUGCACAUGUAGCCAUAUCUGUCUGUGGUAAAGUUGCAUGCAACAUAAAAGCGGUACAUUCCAGAUCUUUCCAUGAAUAUUCACUUCAUAUGCAAACACUUAUUCAUACACAAUGCAUUAUUGUGUUUGUGUGAGGAUACAGUAUUAUUUUGGUGCCAAUAUUUUGGUUCCACAGAAAUACAGUAGCAGGAAAUCUGAUAUAUCAAAAGGUGGCGAUAGCUCCACCAAAAUAAUACUGUAUCCUCACACAAAUACAAUAAUGCAUUGUUUGUUUAUCUUUGUCUAAAGAUCUCAGGAAUCACAUCUGUAUGAAUAGGCCAUGUGGAGUGCACAUAAAUGAAAACCCAAUAUAGAACAUUUGAUUAAAAGAACCUCCAUAGCAAGGCAUAUAAAGUCUAUCUUGUAUGAUCUUGUAUUUUAGUGUUUUAUGAGGCCAUGGUCUAUUAAAACUACCGUUAAACACGUCUUCACUGCAUUGUAUAAGUUCCACACCAGCUACUUUAAUUAAACCUGACUAAUUAAGACCAA